AUGCCUGUCACACAAAGAAACUUGAAACCGGCUCCGGACUCGGAACCAGCCAAAAACCAUAAGGUGCUCAAGCACUCGUUGAAGAUCCACACUGCCGACUUCAAAAGUCUCCACCCAGUGGAAAAGACACAUAAGGAUGAGCAUGUCGAUACUCCUCGUCGCCGCCUCCGCACAAAACCAAAGACCCUCCCCAAAUUCUCCCAGGCUUAUACAUAUAGCGAUGCGUACAGCCGCUUUUUCGUUGAAGACAGCGGGUAUUUCCCGUCUGAUAGAGUGCCUGAGUUGGCUAACACGUAUUUGCGGGCCAACGCCAAGUUUGUAGGAGAGCAGCAGAGUGGGUCUGCCCGCUACGACAUCAAGGUGGAGCUAAAGACCGUGGACUUGAUGAGUCUGGUGGUGACGGGUUUUUUCCAAAUCAGUGGGCUUACUGACGAGCAUCCACUCAUCACAACAUGUUUCCGGGGCGAGAUUAUUAACAACCCGCUCCAGAGAUCACAGGCUUAUGGUGGGGGACAAAUAGAUGGAUACAUGCCGGGAACCCUUGGCUCCCACUAUUCGUUCAUCACAGAACAUAGCAACUGGGGCUCGUUCCCCAAGAACGACAUGGACCACUGGCGCAAGCUCACGGGCUCAUCGCCCACCACUUCCGAAGACGAAUUCUUGCUGCGUCUUCAAAGCAUUCACUCGGGUCAACUGGACACCCAGUACGUGUACAUGCGAUGGAAGGAAGAGUUUUUGUUGCCAGACCUGAGAGUCAAACUGCUCAAGGGUGCUUCUUUCGAGGGCUUUUACUAUAUUGUGCUCAAUAUUGGCGCCGGUCCAAAUGGCCCUUCUUCCGAUACGUUUAGCUCCGACAGCAUUCCCGGCACUAUUAACGGGCUCUACUUCCAUACUCUGAGCGACAAGUUCCAGUCGUUGUCCCUUCGGUAUGUGGAAGACCGUGGUGAGUCACAAGCGUUUGAGUUUGCCUAG
Messenger RNA from Sungouiella intermedia, 972 nucleotides. The record is from the annotation of a GenBank genome assembly. Lineage: Eukaryota; Fungi; Ascomycota; Pichiomycetes; Serinales; Metschnikowiaceae.